AAGAACCUGGGGGGAAAAUGAAGCGCCUUCUCAUCACGCUUGUUGGCGUUGUUCACUUUUUAUCCCUGGUCUCUGGUGCCCCUCAGAAGACUUUUCAAGAAAGACAAGAAGAAAUAGCCAGCUAUGGAGAUGUUGCUAAAGCCAUCAUUAAUCUUGCUGUUUAUGGAAAGGCCCAGAACAGAUCCUAUGAACGACUGGCACGCUUAGUUGACACUGUUGGGCACAGAUUGAGUGGCUCCAAGAGCCUAGAAAAUGCCAUUCAAAUCAUGUACCAAAACCUGAAGGAAGAUGGGCUGGAGAAUGUCCACCUGGAGCCAGUCAAGAUACCCCACUGGGAAAGGGGCGAGGAGUCUGCUGUGAUGCUGGAGCCUAGGACACACAAGAUGGCGAUUUUGGGGCUUGGCAGUAGCAUUGGGACCCCCCCAGAAGGCGUGACCGCAGAAGUUUUGGUGGUGACCUCUUUCGAUGACCUUCGGAGAAGGGCCCCAGAAGCCAGAGGGAAGAUUGUUGUUUACAACCAACCGUACGUGAACUACUCGAGCAGCGUGCUGUACCGAGUUCAAGGAGCGGUGGAGGCUGCCCGAGUCGGGGCGGUGGCCUCCCUCAUCCGCUCGGUGGCUUCCUUCUCCAUCUACAGUCCUCACACAGGUAUCCAGAAAUACCAGGAUGGUGUGCCCAAGAUCCCCACGGCCUGCCUGACAGUCGAAGAUGCAGAAAUGAUGUCAAGGAUGGCUUCUCAUGGAGUCAGAAUUGUCAUCCAGCUGAAGAUGGGGGCCAAGAACUACCCAGAUGCCGACUCCUUCAACACCAUAGCAGAGAUCCGUGGGAGCAAGUACCCAGAGCAGGUUGUACUCGUCAGUGGACAUCUGGACAGCUGGGAUGUCGGGCAAGGUGCCAUGGAUGAUGGUGGUGGAGCCUUUAUAUCCUGGGAAGCACUCUCGCUUAUUAAAGAUCUUGGACUGCGCCCAAAGAGGACCCUGCGCUUGGUGCUCUGGACUGGGGAGGAGCAAGGUGGCGUUGGUGCCUUCCAGUAUUACCAGUUACACAAGGCAAACAUUUCUAACUACAGCCUGGUGAUGGAGUCAGAUUCGGGAACCUUCUUACCUUAUGGGCUGCAGUUCACCGGCAGUGACAAGGCCAGGGCCAUCAUGAAGGAGAUCAUGCAACUGCUGCAGCCCAUUAAUAUCACACAGGUGUUUCGGGAUGGAGAAGGCACGGACAUUAGCUACUGGAUCCAAGCCGGAGUGCCCGGCGCCAGUCUGCUUGAUGACCUCUAUAAAUAUUUCUCCUUUCAUCACACCCACGGAGACACCAUGACUGUCAUGGAUCCAAAGCAGAUGAACGUGGCGGCAGCUCUUUGGGCCGUGGUCUCUUACACCGUUGCAGACAUGGAAGAAAUGCUGCCCAGGUCGUAGCAAGAGCAAGAACAAGGGCAUGUUCUUUCUUUCCUGCCAGCAGUCUCAGGUCUCCAGCUUCAGGGAGCCGUCUAUACCUAACAAUUUAAUUUGAUUUCUCUUCAGAGCAUGAUCCUUUUUUCAGGCUUUCUGUGAUUAUCCUUCUUGAUAUUUUUUGGGUUGUCUGUUUCUAGAAUAAGAAAUGAUUCUCCCCACCAUUUAGACUCAUCAGAUCAUAGGCAACACAGUGGGGGCAAUUCUUUUCACUGCCUGUCUUUUUAAAAAUUUUGUUAUUGUUUAAAAAAAAACCUUUCUACUUUGAAAGUGAGCAUUAAAUAAAUCUUGAGAAGGCC
Messenger RNA from Echinops telfairi (small Madagascar hedgehog), 1747 nucleotides. It is a transcript of the gene CPQ, whose product is annotated as carboxypeptidase Q. The transcript is spliced from 7 exons. Bases 18 to 1415 code for a protein of 465 amino acids. Lineage: Eukaryota; Metazoa; Chordata; Mammalia; Afrosoricida; Tenrecidae. Gene Ontology annotation, biological process: proteolysis; peptide catabolic process; thyroid hormone generation. Gene Ontology annotation, molecular function: metallodipeptidase activity. The record is from RefSeq and is a predicted model, not a curated record.